This is a messenger RNA of Paramisgurnus dabryanus, 1293 nucleotides long. RefSeq names its product RWD domain containing 2B (gene rwdd2b). Lineage: Eukaryota; Metazoa; Chordata; Actinopteri; Cypriniformes; Cobitidae. The record is from RefSeq and is a predicted model, not a curated record. Gene Ontology annotation, molecular function: protein binding.
AUGAUGUUCAAAUAUAAAACAGAAGCUUGUAGCAUCUGCCAUUGUACAGAUUUCAGACAUUUUCCUAUUACAAAAUAAUGUCCACAAUUUAAUGACACUAGAUCGUGUUUUCCAGCACAUUCAAUCCGGCGCCGCUAAGUCCCGCCCACUUCGUGACGUGUUGAUUUUAUUUUUCUAAUUCUUUCAGUCGUGACAGUCUGGUGUUUAGUUUGAAAGGUAAUGUUUAAAGUAUGGCUUGCUCAGAGGACGCGGAGGCUCAGUGCGCAGAGUUAGAGCUGUUAUUAAGUAUGUUUCCCAGUGAAGAAGAGUUAUUAGUGGACCCACUGUCACACGCGGAGCUCCGAGCUUAUGUUGAGGGCUCAGCUGAUACUCCCCCCAGCAUUAGACCCCAAUUCUCUAUCAAGAUAAAAGUUGAAAACCCUGAAGUGAACAUUACGUUGUCAUGCACGUACCCAACUGACUACCCGCAAGUGUUGCCAGAGAUUACUGUCAGAUGUCCUAAACUCACUAGAGCGCAGCAAAUGCAACUUCACUCUGCUCUCAGCACGUACCUGUCUGAAAACUGCUGCGGUGACGUGUGUAUUCUGUCUGCCGUGCAGUGGAUAAAAGACAAUGCACAAACCUACAUCAGUAAUAGUGUCCCUGUCAGUGAGCCUAAGAAGGAAAGUGUCUUAACACAGUCAAAAGAGGCCUUCACAAGACUCUGGAUCUACAGUCAUCACAUUUACAACAAGAUCAAGAGGAAGAACAUCCUGGAAUGGUCAAAGGAGUUAAACCUCUCUGGGUUCAGUAUGCCAGGAAAGCCUGGAAUUGUGUGUGUGGAGGGGCUGCAGUCGGCCUGUGAUGAGUUCUGGGCAAGGGUGAAAGUUUUAACUUGGAAGAGAAUUAUGAUUCGUCACAGAGAAGAUGUCCCUAUGAACAACAACUGGACAGAGGAAAAAAUCGACUCUCUACGCAAGUUUACAGGCUUUGAUGAAGCGAUGUUUGACCCUCAUGGGAACAGAGGAAAUCACAUGGACCUUGGACAGCUUUUUCAGUUCCUUAAUGACAAGGGAUGUGCUGAUAUCUUUCAAAUGUACUUUGGGAUCGAGGGAAGAUAACAGUGUUUAUACUGUUAUGUGUGCGGCCUUUUUGUUGUAAUAGAUUAAAAGGUUUCUCACCUGUUCUAGGCUCAGUAAAUAAUGUUUCAUUGUAAUAAUAAUAAAAAUUUUAUAAGAGUUACAACAAAUAAUAAUUUGGGAAGUAAUUGUGCAGUAUAAUAAAAAUCACAUCAACCUAAUAAUACAUUUGCAU